Phyllotreta striolata is the source of this 819-nucleotide messenger RNA. The record is from the annotation of a GenBank genome assembly. Lineage: Eukaryota; Metazoa; Arthropoda; Insecta; Coleoptera; Chrysomelidae.
ACUAAUUUGACAACCUAACCUACAAAAGUGAACCAAUUUAUUUUUAAUUUUCUGUAUAUUUCAAUAAACAAAAUGAGUAUAAAUAAUCUCGUUACGAAUUUAUCUAGAUUAACAAUAAAAUCUCUUCCGAUAACAAGAUGGGUACACUCCAGCAAUCCGUUAUUAUUCAAAACCACCCCCAUACUACUCGGCGAACCGUUGAAAAAGAAGAAACGAAUGGACCCCGCAAUCGUACGAGCCCGAGAGGAAAGGAAGAAGAAGAAACUCGAGAAAGCCAUCAGGAAAUUAGAGAAGCACGCCCGCAAAUUGAAACCCAUAGGCGAAUGCGAAAUACCUUUCGAUCUUUUGGAUACCCUCAACGAAAGAAAAAGAAGUUUACCGGCUCUAUCGAGCGAAAUUCUAGACAAAAGGGCCUUGUUGGAGAAACGAUGGGCCAACUACAAACGAGAGCAACGCUUAAUAGACGUUCAAAUGUUGGAUCGGAUACAAUAUUCGCAACAACGGGCUUUAGACGAGCUGCGAAAAGAAUCCGAGGAAUUAUACCAAGAAGCUAUACAACCCGAUCUGUUGCUGAUGCCUUACAAGGUCGAAGGUCCCGUAGAAACGCCUCCUAUUGAGAACUACAAAAGCCCCGAUGGGGAUUACAAAGAUGUAUCGAAAGUGUGGUAAAUUCGAUUAAAUUGUGUAGUAAUAAAACGUUUAUCUACAUCUACGAAAUGAUUAUUCUACAAUGUAACUUUUGGGCAAAUCGAUGAGCUUCGGGAACUCCCGUACUUCCUCCUCUUUGUACUCGUCGAGCCUCUUCGGCUUCGGGCGCAA